CAUUUGUUGCAUGAACUUGCAUCUCAUCUCAGACCAUCUCGCGCCAAGACACAUGAACAAGCCAUACAAUAUGAAGUAAAAUUACAACUUGGCCGAACUCGAACUACUUUAGCCUGCUUCGCGUCAACGAGCUGAGAAGAAGUACACAGGCUACUCACUCAACUGCUCUGUCUCGCUUUCUCUCCAGCUUAGAAGUGCUUAAUCCUAUUUCAACAUACCAACAAUAACCACCGAAGAGCAGCACUGAUGUCACUGGAACUCGCAACGGCUGUGUAGGACGCAGUUGUUGCUAUGGACCGGCUGGCCCCCAUCGAAAGCGGCGCCGCAUACAUCGCAGACUGGACCUGGGCUUCCCUCAAAUUUAUCGUCUACCUGCUGUACUUGGCCACCAUCCCAAUCCAUUAUCCUAUUUAUUAUACGUUCGCCUUCGUCGUUUUCCUGUUUUCCCCGAUAUGGUACAUGGCCCAACUAUUCCUGGGAGCAGGGCUUUUUGUCGCCAAUCUGAUCGCUAGACUCAAGUACCUCUAUAUUUACUUCGCCUGUGCGGCCGUUAUCGGCAUCUGCGCCGGGGCCAUGCUCCACGGCAGCACGUCUAUGCUAUUUAUUCUGCUGGGCGUGCACCCUUCACAGAAACCCGCAACGCAACCACCUCCCCCAGCGCCGCCGCAGGAGGAACCCUCGACCGAGCAGGAGUCGGGAGCCUACAGUGGAGCUGACAGUUCCGGCCUAAUAUCGAGCGAGUCGCCCUCGUUUCGUAGGAAAGGCAAGGAUGCUUAUCGCCACGAUAUGACUGAACGCGAACGCGACGCUCUGUAUGAAAACAAGUGGCGACAAUCGGGCAGCAGCAGGGCGCCACCCAUACCACCCAUCAAGCCACGAAGGAAGUUUAGGGGUCUCCUAGCGCAGACGAUUCAUGAGGAAAGUAGUGAGAGUGAGUCGCUGUAGCUGGAUUGAUAAGAUGACGGCUUGCACGACACUGACUAGACUCAAAUCAAAUUAAAAUGCUAGAUUUUAUCUCGCUAUGGGCAAGUGGCAUAUUGCCCGGACUCGGUAGAAUUCAUUCUCGACCUCAUC
Pseudomassariella vexata is the source of this 1074-nucleotide messenger RNA. RefSeq lists its product as uncharacterized. Bases 292 to 945 code for a protein of 217 amino acids. NCBI's taxonomy places the organism in Eukaryota, Fungi, Ascomycota, Sordariomycetes, Amphisphaeriales, Pseudomassariaceae. The transcript has 3 exons. The record is from RefSeq and is a predicted model, not a curated record.